Trichoderma breve is the source of this 2835-nucleotide messenger RNA. Its product is annotated as helix-loop-helix DNA-binding domain-containing protein. Gene Ontology annotation, molecular function: protein dimerization activity. Gene Ontology annotation, biological process: SREBP signaling pathway; positive regulation of transcription by RNA polymerase II. The record is from RefSeq and is a predicted model, not a curated record. Lineage: Eukaryota; Fungi; Ascomycota; Sordariomycetes; Hypocreales; Hypocreaceae. The transcript is spliced from 4 exons. The coding region runs from base 1 to 2835 and encodes 944 amino acids.
AUGGCUGAUGAGGAUGGCACCAACGGGCUUGGGUUUGACGACCCAAGCUUCGGCUUCAUAGGCGGUGGCCCCGUGUCUCUCGAUGGAAUCUCAGAUGCUCCCAACUACGGCGGCGAUCCCUCGGCUGCCUUCCUUGACGCUGGAGUCUGGCCUCUAGACGCCUCACCUCAGGCCAACUCGUACGACAUUAGCAGCAACACCACCCUCUCUUCAGCCCAGCCAGGAUACGUGUCCCCGUCCUGGCCAGCCCCAACUUUUGACCCGCGACAGCAGCAGCAGCAACAGCAGCAGCAACCCGACUCUGUCGCCUUUGGCCUACCCAACAUCGACCCUGCGUCAGUCUUCCUCCCCGGCGAACAGCUGCGAAACAUUGCCAUGCCCCCUCAUCUUCAGUACGGCUCUCCCAAGAGCGCCUCCAGCCCUGAGUCGGCCAAGACUGGAGCUGCCUCGUCGCCAGACGUCUCUGGCGGCUCUCAAAGGGAUUCCAGGAAGCGUAAGAUUCCUGCCGACGAUCUGGACGAUGACGAUCUUCUCGAGGAGGGCGGUAAGCCCAUCAAGAAGACGGCUCACAACAUGAUUGAGAAGCGCUACCGGACCAACAUUAACGACAAGAUUGCUGCCUUGAGAGACAGCGUCCCCAGCCUGCGCAUCAUGAGUAAGAGCGCCAGGGGAGAGGACACAACCGAGGACCGUGAGGAAUUACACGGUCUUACACCCGCACACAAGCUCAACAAAGCGACUGUUUUGAGUAAAGCGACUGAAUAUAUACGACACCUGGAGAAGAGGAAUAACCGAUUACUGGAUGAAAACAGCGCCAUGCACCAGAGAAUCGCCGCCUUUGAGAAGCUGUUCAUGGCUGGAGCUAUGAACGGCUCUAUGCCUCCAAUGCAGCAGCCCACACCAAUACAGUAUCCCCAAGAUGGCCAGUCGCAGCAACAAUCACAGCAGCAACAGCAACAGCAACAACAGCAGUCUCAAAUGUCACAAUCCCCGCUGGACGCUCAAGGCCAAGAAUCUAGCGGAAUGCCCAAUGGGAUGAUUGAUGUCCCAGAGGAUAUGAAACGAAUCCUCUCCCAGAUGCCCGGCCAGCCAUAUCCCGUCCCCCAGCAGCUAUUUCGGUCCAACCCGACCGUGCUGAUGGUGGGCUCGCUCGCCGGCCUGAUGAUAUUGGAAGCGGUUCGAGAAGAGGAAACGAGCAAUGAAGAGCCUCAGGGCCGCGGACUGUUUGCUCUGCCCGUGCAGCUUCUCAGGCAUAUGCCAUCUCAUUUCAAUGUAGGGUUGGCAGGGUAUCAAGCCGACAUUUCCAUUAAGUUUAUGCUUCUUUUCGGCCUUGUUUUGUGGGUUUUCAUCCCUUCGCUGUUCUCGGCAAUGGACCGAAAGCCCAAGAAGCAGCAAUCCACUGAUCUACAUCCCGCCCCUUCACUGGCUUCUCCCAUUAGUGUCCGUCGCCGCGCUUGGGAGACUGCCAUCCAAACUGUUUGGGUGCCUCAUCACAACUUCUUCCUCGAAGCGGCUGCUCUGAUGCUCAAGACGCUCAAGCUUAGCGUACGCAACGUCUUUGGUGUCCACGCCUAUCAACUGUUGACCGGGUUGACUCCUGAACAAGAAGUGGCCCGAGUCCGUGCCUGGGCUACGGCCCUCGACGCACAGCUUACCGGAGGAGAUGCGGAGAUUUGCAUGAGCCGCCUCAUCCUGACGCUGUUGGCGUCUGGCACCGUGCCCAAUACCCCCAGCGGUCUGAUGCUCAAAGCACUCCACGUUCGAGUCCUUUUGUGGGACUUGAGCCAGAAGUGGUAUCAGCUAGGUUUGGUCAACUUCUUCGCUACCAAGGUUGCACAACGGCAGUGGAACGCAGCUCGUGAUCUAAAUAACAGACUAAUCAGUGGCCUACAAGAAGACGAGAUCUUGGAGAUGCAGCGAGCAGGAUACGUCUUACCAGAUCACCUGGCUACCUUGGUCGAACAGGAGUGUGAUGCCGUUCUCACCGCCACCGUUAUUCAACGAGCCCACAAUCUGGCUUUUAACAUGGAAACAACACACAACUCGGCCCCAAUUGAUGGCAUGGACUCGGUAGUGGAUGAUACGUCGAUUGGGUCCCCGAUGGAUGCUCUCGCCGCCUGGUGGUCAACAGCCAAGGUACACGACGUUUUGACAACAACAUUGUACGGUGAUGAAGAGGCGUCGGAAGACGAAGUAAUGAACCUGGCCGUCAAAGUCGCACCACUGGGCUCAAAUGCUCGAGCACGGGCAAUCUUAGCUCGUUCUGUCCUCUCCUACAAAUCCCGCGGAGACAACAUUGCUGCUGCUGUUCAGGUUCUUCGGGUCGAUACUGGUAGCAACGGCCUGAUGGACCCCAUGGCACUAACUUGUUCCGAACCGAAUCCUUAUACCGGCCUGGCACCGACUCCUCUUCAAUCAGAGGUUGCCGAUCCCGACCUUCAGCUUUGCCUUCGCUGCGCGGUUGCUACAGCUCACCUCAAGCGACUGGGUGGAGAGUCUGCCAGCACGAAACAAUAUGUCCGCACCUCGAUCGAAAAGGUGAUUGACUUGACAACAAAAACGCGAAUGACGCUGUUGAGCUUUACGUCGGUCAUGGAAGUUUUGGAGCAAAUCCUAGCCCAUAAAGAUACUACAAACAACUUUGCACCCCUGGUGGAAAGACUAGCCGCGAUAUUGCGUCUUUGGAUGGGUAGCGAACUGGCACUAAAUUGCGGUGUAUCUCCCGACCUUCAGGAAAAAGUCAUCAAUAAAUGCCUGGGCAUUACAAAGAGGAUAGUGGGCAUGGAGGUAGAUACAGGCUACGACAGCAUGACAGACGACGAAGGAUUUCGAUGA